This is a messenger RNA of Aspergillus calidoustus, 954 nucleotides long. The record is from the annotation of a GenBank genome assembly. NCBI's taxonomy places the organism in Eukaryota, Fungi, Ascomycota, Eurotiomycetes, Eurotiales, Aspergillaceae.
AUGGAGCCCCUAACCUCCGCCCCAGACACCUCGUCUUUCACCCCGCUCUCGGUGCAUCAAUCGCGCACCCCCGAGUCCUUUCACUCCGGUCCCGCAAUCCUGCACUACCAUGCCUCACGCUGUAGCCUUGUUGCCCUUGAGCGCGAUGUGCUCGCUACACCGGCCUUGAAUGCCCUUUGCGAGACAGGUGCAGGCGCAGGGACAGCGGCGAAUGGAACACAUCUGGAAUCCAGCGAUGCGGAUGCGGACGAGAAGGAGAUUCUGAUCGAGGGAGUCGAUGUUUGGGUUACGUCUGAUAAAUUCCUCCUCUACAACUCCUCAAUCUCAAGCGGCCUCUCAAUUCCGUACCCCUCCAUCUCGCUGCACGCAAUCCAGCGCCUGAAACUCCCCUCCCAACAAGCCGGAUCCGAACACUCUUCCGAAGUCCAGGGACUCUACAUGCACAUCACAAAACCACCUAGCGCCUCAUACCCCCAGGUCUCGGAUGAAGAAGAGAGCCUCGAAGUGACACUCGUCCCACCAACACAACCAACAGCACCUAGCACCGAACCACAAGGCGAAAGCGCACCAGAGCCCGAGGCCGAAACCGAAACCGAGAUUCAAAAACUCUACGCCGCUGUCUCCGCCUGCUCGAACCUGCACCCGGACCCCGCCGAGGAGGAAGAUGAAGAAGGCGGCGCAUUUGCCUCGGGGCUGGUCUUCCCCGGGAGCGCUGAAGACGGUGGGCUACCGCCUCCUGUUGAUGGGAGCUCGGGGUGGAUUACGGCGGAUAAUAUGCAUGAGUUCUUUGACGAGGAGGGAAAUUGGAUAGGAGGUGGGGACGCCCCAACGUUGCCGGGGUUGGGGCCUGGGGCGGGAACUGUUCGGGGACGAGAAGAGGGGGCUGAUGAAGGGGAGGGUGAUGGAGAGGGCGCAGAUGAUGGUGAUGAAACAAAGUGGAGGAGGACUGACUAA